AUGAUCUGCGGAGGAGAACCUGAACUUCGUUUUGUGCAACAUCCCUUAAUCGAACUAGAAGUUGAUAUUCCAAAAGAGGACAAAGAGGAAGAACUAACUCCAGAAAACGUGGACUAUGAAGACGAUGUAGAAUAUUUGAGAAGUUUAGACCCUAAAGAAUGGAAGUCACAAGAUCAUUACAAAGUCCUAGGUAUUCCAAAUAUAAGAUACAAAGCAACAGAUGACAUUAUCAAAACUGCCUACAGGAAGAAAGUCUUAAAGCAACAUCCUGACAAACGUAAAGCGCUAGGGGAAGAAAUAAAAACAGAUGAUGACUAUUUUACCUGUAUAACAAUGGUUUAUGAAACUCUAGGAAAUAUAAGUAGGAGAAGAGCGUACGAUUCUGUUGAUCUACAAUUCGACAAUGAUCUACCUUGUACUAGUGAUAUAAAAAAAGACUUUUAUAAAGCGUUUACGUAUUAUUUUGACUUAAACUCCCGAUGGUCUGAAAAAACACGGGUGCCCAAAUUAGGAACUGAAAAUUCGACAAAGGAAGAGGUGGAACACUUUUAUUCGUUUUGGUAUGAUUUUAAAUCAUGGAGGGAAUAUUCCUAUGAAGACGAAGAGGAUAAAGAUAAAUGUCAAGAUCGUGAUGAGAGAAGGCUCGUCGUGUUCAACGAAACAUUUGCCUCAUUAGGAAAUGGCGAAAAUAUUUGUGUUAUGUGGCACGAGUCCAUCAGAGGCAGAAGUGCAGCUGACGUGACUUGA
Molecule: messenger RNA, 747 nt
Organism: Diabrotica virgifera virgifera (western corn rootworm)
Lineage: Eukaryota; Metazoa; Arthropoda; Insecta; Coleoptera; Chrysomelidae
Product: dnaJ homolog subfamily C member 2-like
Exons: 3
Coding region: 1-747 (248 amino acids)
Biological process (GO): 'de novo' cotranslational protein folding; regulation of translational fidelity
Cellular component (GO): cytosol
Molecular function (GO): Hsp70 protein binding; ribosome binding
Source: RefSeq, a predicted model, not a curated record